Sphaerodactylus townsendi is the source of this 5260-nucleotide messenger RNA. RefSeq names its product ATPase phospholipid transporting 10A (putative) (gene ATP10A). The transcript is spliced from 22 exons. Gene Ontology annotation, cellular component: plasma membrane. Bases 238 to 4773 code for a protein of 1511 amino acids. Gene Ontology annotation, molecular function: ATPase-coupled intramembrane lipid carrier activity; ATP binding; magnesium ion binding. The record is from RefSeq and is a predicted model, not a curated record. Lineage: Eukaryota; Metazoa; Chordata; Lepidosauria; Squamata; Sphaerodactylidae. Gene Ontology annotation, biological process: phospholipid translocation.
ACGAGUUAGUGGGUUGGUGAGAAAUGACGUACCCAGACAAGGGUGACUUUGUACGAGUCCUCUCCCCGGCGCCCGGCAGCGGAGCUAGCGGGGCACUCAUUCAAUCCCCGCCUGUGUAGCAAGGAGAAAAGUGGCACAGGAGGGGGAGACAGAAAGACACCCCUCCCCAGCUCCGAAUCACAGAAGGGACGGUUCCAGGGGAGGGCAGAGACGACCCGCAGCCCCUCCCAGGAGGGAAUGGCACCAGACAGAGAUGGAGGGGACUCUUGUCAAGAGCAGAAGGAAGAAAAUGAAAGGAAGACAACGAGGAGGAGGAGGAAGAAGAAAGAGGUCUCCAGGACAAGGAUGGUGUAUUCCAACUUGCUGCUACCCAGGCCUGAAGUGGGCAAUUCCAGGCCUCCGGCUGACAACCGGCUCAAAACUACCAAGUACACUGCCCUGUCCUUCUUGCCCAAGAACCUCUUUGAGCAGUUCCACCGCCUGGCCAAUGUGUACUUUGUUUUCAUUGCCUUGCUCAACUUCAUGCCCUCUGUCAAUGCCUUCCAGCCUGAGCUGGCCUUAGCCCCGGUGCUCUUCAUCUUGGCUGUCACGGCUGUCAAGGACCUUUGGGAAGACUACAGCAGAUACCGUUCAGACCAAGAGAUCAACCACAUGGAGUGUCUGGCCUACUGCAGGAAUGAAAAGAAAUACACCACCAGAUUCUGGAAAGAAAUCAAGGUUGGAGACUUUGUUCAACUACGAUGUAAUGAAAUCAUACCAGCUGAUAUAUUGCUGCUUUCAUCAAGUGACCCGGAUGGUCUAUGUCACAUAGAAACUGCUAACCUGGAUGGAGAGACCAACUUGAAGCAAAGACAAGUUGUGAAAGGAUUUUUAGAGCUGGACUCUGAAUUUGACCCAUUAAAGUUUACUAGUAUCAUUGAAUGUGAGGAGCCAAAUAAUGACUUAAGUAGGUUUCGAGGCUUCAUUGUCCAUAAAGGUGGGAAGAAGGUUGCACUGUAUAAAGAUAAUCUUUUAUUACGAGGAUGUACUAUUAGAAAUACAGAAGAAGUCUCAGGGUUAGUCAUCUAUGCAGGGCAUGAGACAAAAGCCUUAUUAAAUAACAAUGGACCACGGUAUAAACGCAGUAAGCUUGAAAGACAAAUGAAUGUUGAUGUCCUUUGGUGUGUCCUCAUACUUAUCGUGAUGUGUCUAUUUUCAGCUGUUGGUCAUGGAAUCUGGGUCUGGCAGUACGAUGACAAGAGGAAGCCUGUUUUUGAUGUCCCAGGCCCUGAUGGAAAUAAUUUGUCUCCAGCUGUAGCUGCGGUUUAUUUAUUUUUGACAAUGAUUAUAGUUUUUCAGGUGCUGAUUCCAGUUUCCUUGUAUGUCUCCAUUGAAAUUGUUAAAAUAUGCCAAGUGUUUUUUAUUCAUCAAGAUAAGGAUUUAUAUGAUGAAGAAACAGACUUUCAACUGCAGUGUCGAGCUUUGAACAUCACUGAAGAUUUAGGGCAGAUCCAGUACAUAUUUUCAGACAAGACUGGGACUCUAACCGAGAAUAAAAUGGUCUUCCGAAGGUGCACGGUUUCUGGCAUAGAAUAUUCCCAUGAUGCUAACGCAAAACGCAUAGCUAUGUACCAGGAAAUUGAUUCUGAGGAUGAAGAAACUGCACCUAAAGGAGGAAUGUUAUCCCAGCGGGACAGUAUUAGCAGUCAUCAGAGCAUUAAAGUUGCCCACAGGAACCAGAGCACAAAAUCGCAUAGGCGUACAGGAAGCAGAGUGGAAGCCAAAAGAGCAAGCAUUCUCUCCAAACACACUGCUUUCAGUAGCCCAAUGGAAAAAGAUAUCACCCCUGAUCCAAAUUUGCUAGCAAAAGUAAAUGAAUGUGCAAGCUACCUACAGAUCAUGAGAAGCCACGACCAUCCGUUGUCCCGGCUUUCCCCUGAACUUUCAGACAUCUUUGACUUUUUCAUAGCUUUGACUAUUUGCAAUACAGUGGUAGUUACAUCUCCGAAUCAGCCACGACAAAAGGUUAGAAUCAGAUAUGAGCUGAAAUCUCCAGUGAAGACCAUAGAGGACUUCAUUAGAAAGCUGACGCCCAGCCGCCUGACCUCCAGCUCUAACAACAGCAGCUCCUCAAGCCUGGCUACCAGCAAAUCAGCACAUCGAGCUGGUUCUAGCAUUAUUUCAUCAGCAUCUACAGAUAGUACUCUACUAAAACUGGAAGAAAAACUAGCUAACUCUUCCCAGAUUAAUAAUAACGGUUAUAGUUCGCAGCAGACUAAAUGGACACUGGGAAAUGAACCCGGAGAGGGAGAACUGCGUUAUGAGGCUGAGAGUCCUGAUGAAGCUGCCCUUGUCUAUGCAGCUAGAGCAUAUGACUGUGCUUUGGUUGGGAGGCUGCCUGACCAGGUAUCCAUAGAACUACCUCACCUGGGGAGAUUAACCUUUGAACUCUUACACAUUCUAGGCUUUGACUCCAUCCGGAAGAGAAUGUCUGUGGUGGUCAGGCAUCCUCUUACCGAUGAAAUAAAUGUUUAUACCAAAGGUGCGGACUCAGUUAUUAUGGAUCUUCUCCUGCCCUGUUCAUCAGAUGCCCUUAGAGACAAGCAUCAAAAGAAAAUCCGAAGUAAAACGCAAAAUUUUCUUAAUCUUUAUGCUGCUGACGGACUGAGAACAUUGUGCAUUGCAAAGAAAGUGCUGAGCAAGGAAGACUAUGCUUGCUGGUUAAAAAGUCACAUUGAAGCAGAAUCUGCUAUUGACAACCGGGAAGAGCUUCUGUUUCAGUCAGCAACUUGCUUGGAGACCGAUCUGCAUCUCCUAGGAGCAACUGGCAUUGAGGACCGUUUGCAGGAUGGAGUCCCAGAGACCAUUGCAAACUUGCGCAAAGCUGGGCUGCAGAUAUGGGUUCUAACUGGAGAUAAGCAAGAAACCGCCAUCAAUAUUGCCUAUGCUUGCAAGCUACUGGAUCAUGAUGAGGAAAUCAUUACCUUAAAUGCUGAUUCACCGGAAAUGUGUGCUACAUUGCUAGAACAGCACUUGCACUGUAUAGAGUCUAAAUGUCCAAUUGAAAAAUCUUCUCAGAACACAGCAGCUAAGUUUAUACCUCUCUACAUGCCAUCAUCUUCAGAAAAUCCCAACUUGGGCUUAGUGAUUGAUGGAAGGACGCUGGCCUAUGCCUUAGACACAGCCCUCAAAGACAAAUUUCUUUUGCUUGCCAAGAGAUUUCGCUCUGUGUUGUGUUGUCGCUCUACUCCAAUUCAGAAGGGAAUGGUGGUGAAGUUGGUCAGAGACAAACUCAAAACAAUGACAUUGGCAAUAGGUGAUGGAGCAAACGAUGUCAGCAUGAUCCAAGUAGCCGAUGUUGGUGUGGGGAUUUCAGGUCCAGAAGGCAUGCAGGCUGUGAUGGCAAGCGAUUUUGCAAUCCCAAAGUUCCGGCAUUUGGAGAAACUCUUGGUUGUUCAUGGUCACUGGUGUUACUCACGACUUGCCAACAUGGUGCUGUAUUUCUUCUACAAAAAUGCGAUGUUUGUGGCCCUUCUUUUCUGGUACCAGUUCUACUGUGGUUUUUCUGGGGCUUCAAUGAUAGACCAGUGGUACCUGAUUUUCUUUAACUUAUUAUUCUCCUCCCUUCCCCAACUGAUUGCUGGAGUACUUGAUAAAGAUGUACCUGCAGAUAUAUUAAUUGCUGUGCCUCACCUCUACAAAAGUGGCCAGGACAUGAAGGAGUACCAGCCACAUAUGUUUUGGAUGAACAUGAUUGAUGCUCUCUAUCAAAGCCUAGUUUGCUUUUUCAUCCCUUACUUUACUUAUUAUGAUUCAGAUGUGGAUAUAUUUGCCUGGGGAACCCCAAUCACCACAGUAGCUCUUUUCACCAUAAUAUUGCAUUUGGCCAUUGAAACCAAAACCUGGACUUGGCUACAUUUGUCAUCUUGUGCCUUUAGCCUUGGCUUAUUCUUUACUGUGGCACUACUUUACAACGCAUCUUGCCCAACAUGCUAUCCUCCAUCCAAUCCCUACUGGAUUAUGGAAAAGUUGAUGGGAGAUCCUAUGUUUUAUCUGACUUGUUUUGUGACACCUACCGUUGCUCUGCUUCCCAGGUUUUUAUACAGAACAUUUCAGGGCACACUUUUUCCAACCCAGCUUCAGCUUGGACGCCAGCUGUCAAGGUUGCCACCAGAGGUACGCAGCCAGUGUUUGGAAAGAUGGAACACCAGAAAGGACACAGAUCCUCAUAAGUAUCCAUGUGCUCAUUAUGCUUUAAAAAACCCUUAUUUCGUUGCUAAUGACUCUUUAAAUGCUUGUAACCAAAACAGUCCCACAGAAUUAUCUGAUCAUGGAAAUGAAAAAAGUCAGCAACCAAAGACAGAAACAACAACAGGUUUAAAUAUUUCCCCUCCUCUUGGUGCUCAGUUUGAAGAGAAUGGGCAGACUUCAGUGGCUCAUAGUGAAGGAACAUCUCCAAGUUCUCACAAAAUUACACAUGUUGCAUUGGAGCUGGAGCCAACAAUGACAGAUGAAACAUUCCAGUCGAACUCAGCAAUUGACCAAUCAGAUUUCAGUUUGUUGACCUGGAUUACAUCAACUCCUUUAUUUAAAGGCAUCGGAAGAGAUUCACUACGGUCAUCGAGCAGUUUACAAAUUAUAGGACAGGACAACACAGCUCCAUGUAGUUUCAGUUGUCCUCGGGAUUUCAAAGUCUUGCCAGAGCAAAACUCAACCAGUUCUCAGGAGCAAAUCAGAAGGUCUGCAAAGAAAACAGUCUUGAUACCUGAAUCUUUUGAGUCAACUUUUUUAUGACGUCAGACUUUAGCGUUUUGUUUUAUUUGCACAAUACAGAGUAUAAUGAUGUUGCUCUAGUUGUUUCCAGAGAUGCAACAGGAAAUCAAAGGUACAGAGAGUUAUUUUAGCAGGAAAUUUUAAGCACAAAAAGUUGAAAAUGAGAGUUUUAAGUGCAAAGAAAAGAUACAUUUAUUUAUUUUUCAUCUCAUUUUGUACAAAAUGGAAUAUGUUUAUUUUUAUUCACUUUUUUGUAUUCUCUUAUGGAUUUAUUUAUCAAGUCAAGGUUUUUACUCCAUUAAUUCAUAUGAUUGUUGUUGGUUUAAAUAUCACAGCAAAAAAAUCAGAAUACUUUUUUGAUAUUCUUUAUUGCAUCCUCCAAAGAAGUUCUUUUUAGUUGUUGAGGAGAGUGGAAUGGAGGCAAUGGCUAGAAUUUCCUUCAGAAACAUAUCCUCUCACUGUUGAAUAAUGUUAAAUUACCAUAAAAAUAAAAAUGACAUUUUACAAA